Messenger RNA from Vombatus ursinus (common wombat), 1676 nucleotides. RefSeq names its product syncytin-1-like. The transcript is spliced from 3 exons. The coding region runs from base 42 to 1676 and encodes 544 amino acids. NCBI's taxonomy places the organism in Eukaryota, Metazoa, Chordata, Mammalia, Diprotodontia, Vombatidae. The record is from RefSeq and is a predicted model, not a curated record.
GCCGCGGAUUUGCCUGAUCUGCGGAAUAGAGACCUGAGGAAAUGCUUGGAAAACGAUCACCCCUACGCUGGUACCUCCUGGCUGUCCUGAGGGUCUGCCUUGCUGGUUUUGACGCCCCGGCCGGCAACGAUCUCCUCGCCUCCCUUUUUGGGCCACCCUGUGACUGCCGUGGAGGGUAUACACGGGUAACACCGCAGCGGUUCUCUUACUCCAACGACUGCAAUGAAUACACCGCCUAUCUCACCUAUCGACCAUCCACCGGUGGGGGAUUUAAGCAAUGGUGGGAGUGUGUCGCCAAACCCCGAGUCAUUCCCUCUCUGCCUGGGUCCCCUGGUCCCUGCCCCUCCCCCUGUCGCUACUAUCAAGCUAUUCAUUCCCUUUGCUAUAACAGCGUCCAGCAGUGUUCUUCUAAUAAUAAGGUUUAUUUGACGGCAGUUCUACAGCAAGCCUAUGCAGGAACCUUUGGUGGGGAAACCUCCGCCACUCUCCAGGGACAUACGAACAAAUAUGCCCAGGCGUCUUGUUCGUCUGCCGAUGUUGGCCACGAUGUCUGUUGGCCCGAACGUGCACCCCUACAUGUAUCAGACGGAGGGGGCCCUUCUGACAGAGCCAGAGAACAUGAGGUCCAGCAGCACAUUGAGGAACUCAUUCGGGCCCAAUUCCCCUCCCUCCAUUAUCAUCCUCUUGCGCGUCCCCGGCCUCACAGAUUGAGUCUCGAUAGUCAGACGUCUGUCAUUUUGGAAUCCACUCACCUUAUGCUAAAUAAGACCAAUCCUGUGUUGGCUGCGGACUGCUGGCUUUGCUUGCCCCUCGGUACUCCCAUUCCUAUGGCGUUACCCCCCCUUGGUAACCUUGCUCCUGCUGAAAAUCCUUCCCUUCCGGUAAAUUGUUCCCUAGGCCCCCCUUUUAGGAUUCAACCGAUCCCUUUGAAUCAGUCACUCUUUGUAGCCCCCUGCUUUGAGGGUACCACUCCCAAUGCCUCUGUCUCCAUUGAUGUGGGUUUUCUCCCUCAUGUGAAUUGUUCCUCUGUCCUUUGUACUAGCAGUUUCCUGUGUCCCCCUCUAGGCCAUGUUUUUCUCUGCGGAGGGAAUAUGGCGUUCCCAGCGUUGCCCGUAAAUUGGACUGGUUAUUGCUCCAUUGCCUCCGUUCUACCUGAGAUGGAUAUUGUUCCAGGGAACGAGCCUGUUCCAGUUCCCAGCCUCGACUUUAUGGCUGGAAGACAUAAAAGGGCCGUAUUUGCUAUUCCCUUGCUUGUUGGCUUGGGCAUUACGGGAGCCCUUGCGACAGGGUCUGGGGGCUUGGGAGUCGCCAUACACUCCUAUAAUAAACUCUCUGCACAGCUCAUUGAUGAUAUCCAAACCUUAUCAGGAACUAUUAGUGAUCUCCAGGACCAGAUCGACUCUCUAGCCGAGGUGGUCUUGCAGAACAGAAGGGGAUUGGAUCUCUUGACAGCCGAACAAGGGGGUAUAUACUUGGCCUUACAGGAGAAAUGUUGCUUCUAUGCUAAUAAGUUCGCUCUAACCUUCGGUCCUUGGGUGUUCCGGAAGAUCACCUCCUAUGUCAAACAACAGCUGGACAAGGCCUUGUCCAAACCUAUUCAGGUCCAUUAUUGUCGGCUGGAUACUGGCAACCCUGAUCUUUAUACCGACAUUGGCCGGUCCCAAGGAUUAGUCUGA